This is a messenger RNA of Malania oleifera, 1263 nucleotides long. RefSeq names its product protodermal factor 1. The transcript has 3 exons. The coding region runs from base 31 to 972 and encodes 313 amino acids. The record is from RefSeq and is a predicted model, not a curated record. Lineage: Eukaryota; Viridiplantae; Streptophyta; Magnoliopsida; Santalales; Ximeniaceae.
UUUAUAAUCACGGCUUCCCUGUUUGAAGCAAUGCCAUCUUUCAGUCUCUCCUCAUCUGCUCCACUUCUUGGACUGUUUCAAUUUGCUAGUCCAAAACCAAGUAUGAUGAGGGACACGAGCAAACAAGCUUCCCUGUUCAUGUGGAUUUUUGUUAUGGGAUUGCUUUCUCAGAACUUGCUCAUUCCAGUCAUGUCCACGAGCUUUGAAGAUCAAAAGAACUAUUAUCCAGAUCCACGUCCAGUAACCCCUCCCCAUGGAUCGCGCACAAGUCCUCCCCUUGGGAUUUCCCCCAAGCCAGAGUGCAGGUGUGGAGACCCACCACCCUCUCAUGGAAUUACUCCGCCAUCUCACGGCGGUGGAAGCUACUACUCUCCCCCACCAACGCCACGCAGCCGAGGUCAACGCGGCUGUGGAACUCCGCCGUCUCCCAAAAAGGGUGGUGGAGGAGGCGGUGGCUACUAUUCCCCUCCUCCAUCCGGUGGCAGCAGUCCACCAACACCAGUUGUCUACUACUCCCCUCCAACUGCCGGUGGCAGUCCGCCAACCCCGGUUGUGGUAACUCCGCCUUCCACUCCCACCGUCUCAGUUCCCCCACCCCCAUUCCUUCCUGAUCCCAACAGUCCCUUCACUGGUACAUGCAACUACUGGAAGAGUCACCCCGCAUUGAUUUGGGGUUUGUUUGGGUGGUGGGCGACGGUGGGCGGAGCAUUUGGUUUGCCCAGCGUUUCUGAAUACGGGGCAGGCCUCAGCUUGCUCGAUGCACUUUCUAACACGCGCAGUGAUGGGCUGGGGGCCCUCUACAGAGAAGGAACAGCAUCACUGCUGAAUUCCAUGGUGAGCAAGAAGUUCCACUUCACCACCAAGCAAGUGAAGAACAGUUUCAUUGCAGCAGUGGGCUCCAACAAGGCGGCAGCAGCUCAGGCAAACAUCUUCAAGUUGGCCAACGAGGGCCGACUUAAGCCUAAAACUUGAAAAAUCAUUUGCCUUAUGUCUAUCCUCUAUUUUGGCCUUUAUUAUCUUCAGUUGUAUGGCGUCUGCGUUUUGGUUUGUUGUUUAUGCGUGCAUUGUACACAUGAAUGCUGUUUUAAGUGUUCUUAGUUUGUUGUAUUGUCUGCAUUUGUGAGGCCACACUAGCUAUAGUAAGAUGGGUACCAUGUCCAUGUUUUAUUUUAAUUAUUUUAUUUUAUCGUUAAAUUAAUAGUUAUUGAGAGAGGUAGAAUAUACAAAAAAUAGAUGGUGGUGGAUUCAUGAACAAUGGCUUCA